Molecule: messenger RNA, 2976 nt
Organism: Symbiodinium sp. CCMP2592
Lineage: Eukaryota; Dinophyceae; Suessiales; Symbiodiniaceae
Source: the annotation of a GenBank genome assembly
AUGGAACUCAUAGACCAGAUCAUCGUUCCGUGCUGCCUGCUAGGCCUUGUGGCCGCGCUGGCGCAGUUCCUGAUCAUCAGGAAGAUCGGCCUCACUCCGGAUUCCAAGGACAGCUUGAGUACUGGCCUCACAGCUGGUGGCAGCGAGCAGGCUCUGAAGCUGGUCCCGGAGAUCUACGCGAAGAUUAUGGAUGGCGCCGUCCAGUUUUUGAAGGUGGAGUACGCCAUUUGCACGGCCUUCUGCCUGGCCUUCGCCGUCCUGAUCAGCGCGCUGGUGUCCUGGGGUACCAAGAGCACCCUGCAGGGUCACCUCACUGCCGGCGCCUUCUUGACAGGAGCCUUUACCUCGAUGCUUUGCGGCUUUUUGGGGAUGAUGGUGGCCACCUACUCCAACGCCCGCACCACCCUGGCCUGUGCCUACAGCGGCUACACCCUGGGCUUCAACACGGCCUUCCGUGGCGGCAGCGUCAUGGGCUAUGCGCUCUGCUCCCUGGGUGUUCUGAUCCUCUGGGUGCUGCUCAGCUUCUACCGCACCAUCUUCCCAGAGGCUGACGACUGGGAGAUCCUCUUCGACUGCGCGGCCGGCUAUGGCCUGGGUGGCAGCACCGUUGCCAUGUUUGGCCGUGUCGGCGGUGGUAUCUACACCAAGGCCGCCGAUGUCGGUGCGGACUUGGUCGGCAAGGUCGUUGCCGGCCUGGAUGAGGACGAUCCCAACAACCCCGCCACCAUCGCGGACAACGUCGGCGACAACGUGGGCGACAUCGCCGGCAUGGGCGCGGACCUUUUCGGCUCCUUCGCCGAGAGCACCUGCGCCGCGCUGGUCAUCGCGGCGGCCGCAGUUUCCGGAUCCCACAACACCUUAUCCGAGGCCGGCUGGGACUCCAUGCUCUUCCCUCUGGCCAUCUCGGCUACCGGCAUCGUGAUCUGCAUCAUCUGCGGCUUCGUGGCCACCAACGUCUCACCCGUCAGGGAGGAGGGCGACAUCGAGACUGUGCUGAAGGUGCAGAUGGUGCUCACCGCCGUCCUGAUGCUGCCAGUCAUCUACUACCUGGCAGUUGUCUUGCUCCCUCCGGAGUUCCGCCUGGAGGGUGUGCGCCUGACGGAGGAUGGGCACCCGGCCAAGAUCACCGGAAGCCCUUUCAAGUGCUUCAUCUGUGCCACCAUGGGCUGCGUGGGCGGCCUCAUCAUCGGUUUGGUCACGGAGUACUUCACCUCCCACAGCUACAUUCCCACGCGUGAGCUGGCCGCCGCGUGCAAGUUCGGCACUGCCGUGAACAUUAUCCAGGGCUUGGCCUUGGGCUACAAGAGCUGCAUCGUGCCGGUCUUCGUGCUGUCCUCGGCCAUCUACGUGUCCUUCCAGCUGUGCGACCUCUACGGUAUCGCACUGGCGGCUUUGGGAAUGCUCGCGACGCUCUCCUGCGGCCUCACCAUCGACGGCUUCGGCCCCAUCUCGGACAACGCAGGCGGCAUCGCGGAGAUGGCGCUCUUCGGCCCCGAGGUGCGCCGCCGCACGGAUGCCCUGGACGCCGCCGGCAACACCACCGCGGCCAUCGGCAAAGGCUUCGCCAUCGGCUCCGCCGCCCUGGUCUCCCUGGCCCUCUACGGUGCCUUCGUCGUGCGCCUGCGCGUGAAGACCGGCGUCAACAUCCUGGAGCCCGUCACCUUCGCCUUCCUCAUCAUCGGCUGCAUGGUCCCCUACUGGUUCGCCGCCCUCACCAUGAAGUCCGUCGGCAAGGCCGCGGGCGAAAUGGUCGCAGAAGUGAAGAGGCAGUUCAGCGUCAAGGACUCCCAGGGGAAGACCUUGCUCGAUGGCAGCACCGAGUUGAAGCCGGACUCCCUGACCUGCAUCCAGAUCUCCACUCAGGCUUCCUUGGUCGAGAUGGUGGCUCCAGCCUGCCUGGUGAUCCUCUCGCCCCUGUUGGCCGGCACCUUCUUCGGAGUCCAGGCCGUCUUCGGUCUCCUGACGGGCUCCCUCGGAUCCUCGGUGCAGCUGGCCAUCUCCAUGUCCAACUCGGGCGGCGCCUGGGACAACUGCAAGAAGUUCAUCAAGAAUGGCUUCUCCGACGAUCCUGAGUUUCUGGGUGAGGGCAUGUGCUUCCGUGCCCGUGCUUCUUUAGCGUUUGCAGGGGCCUUGCUUCCAAGAAGCCCUCCUGGCAACUCGCAGGCAGUCGGCGGAGAGCUAGUGGAGUACGGGGCGAUCGACUACCGUUCGGCCCUCUUCCCGCUCUUCGCUUUUCGUUCGGCGGCCUGGGAUGCGACGCUGCCGAUGGCCGUGAUCACUGGCGGGGUUCAUGGCUACGAGCUUGGAAGCCUGGGCGCCAUUGAGUUCAUUGCACAGCACUUCCAAACCUUCGUAGCCCAGAACUCCGUGAAUCUGCUGCUUCUGCCCUGCGUGGCACCCUGGGGCCUGGAGAUGUGCGAGCGCUGGACGCCAAUGGCGGUGGAUCCGAACCGGGCGUUCAAACCCGAUGGACAAAGCGAGGAGGCGGCGCUAGCAAUGAAGUGCAUUGCGGAGCAUCGCGCGAGGUCGAAGUUCCUCCUCCUUCACAUGGAUCUUCAUGAGACCACGGACACAGACAACACCGAGUUCACCCCGGCUCGCUUUGCACGCGAUGGCCUUACCGAAGACAAGUACGAGGAGUGGUACGACAUCCCGGACGGAUUCUAUAUCUAUGGGGAUUCGGCGCGUGAGAAAGACCAGCUCGAGUUUUCAAAGCACAUCAUCGCGGCUGUGGAGAAGGUUACGCACAUUGCCGCAGCCGAUGACCGUGGGAAGAUCGUGGGCGAACCCGUCGCCGCACCUGGGGUUCUUCUGGCCCCAGGUGAGGGUACGGCCGACGCACACACUGAUGCUAUGUACGUGACCACCACGGAGGUCUACCCGGACUCGCAGAGGACAAGCCGCGAGGAGUGCAACCGAGCCCAGGCUGCGGCCAUCGUAGCCGGGUUGGAGUUUGCCCUCGCGCACCAGGACUGA